AUAAUGGAAUAGUAAUCAUGGCUGCACACCAAAGAUUUAUCUUUGCUUUAGAUAGAUUUUUAGAUCUUUUUCUUAGAUUAGAUAAUGAAAUAAAAGAAUAGAUAUAAUUAAAAUGACUAAUCUUUAUUUAUCAAGGACUGUGUUGUGCCUGUAUUUAAAAUAAUGACUUGUGUUUAAAACAAUGAUUUGUUGUAAUUGCGAAUUUUUUAAGCAAAAAUAAUUAAGAUAGAUAUUUGGCUGUUAAAGAAUUUUAAGAACAAACAUUGAGGUGUAUUGGUUAUGAAAACUAUUUUAUUUCAUACAAAAAUAUAUGUGACAGGAUGUUAUAGCCAUAGUUUUCCUGAACGAUGCAUGAAUAUUUAAUAAAACAUUUCAGAAUGUUGUACAAAAGAUGUCCAAUCAUAACUAUCGUGGUAUGGUUGAUUCUGUUGCCUAAAGUCGCCACUGGACCAAUAACAGAUCGGUCUAUACCAGUUGAGCAUUCAUGUAACCGCUUGCCUUAUAUCCUAAAAGAUACGGAACUACGAUUUAGUUACAGUGCUGAUCAUUUGAUGGAACGUAACUGUGUAGUAACUAUUUCAGCACAGGACAAAGUGUGCGUCAGUUUCGUGGAGUAUUAUCUUGAUUGUGAAACUGACAUUAUUUUUGCAGAAAAUGUCAAGUCCGUUGAGAAAAAGACUUACAGGUGUGACACUAAACACUCGGCAGACUUCUGUUCCUCUAAAUCAACCCUGCAAAUAAUUUUUCAACGGAAGAAAAAUCUGCACAAAGACGGAUUUGGAUAUGCUGAACUGAGAGUUUAUGGCACAAGUAAACCGGGCGUGAUUUCUGGAACUGCAUUAACUGUGAUAAUAGUAAUAGGCGGGAUAUUUGGCAUACUUCUGCUCCUAAUUCUGUCGUCUGUUCUUUUGUCACGUGCGCUGUAUAACCUACAUUAUAAAGCAAGAUUGGAGCAAACACAUAACUUAGAGGGUUAUCCUUUGCAAGGAGCAGAAGUUCCAGUAGAGCCGCCACCGCCGUACCAAGGUCCCGAGCACGAGCAAGGAGACACAGCAGUUCCAGAGUAAUGCAGAAUAAUUGUGAUUAUAUAUAACUAUACAUGUAUAAUUAUAUACAUGUGAUAUCUGUACGGUAUCUGUACAUACACAUAAUCUGUGAAUUCAGCUUUAGUGCAGAAUGGUAUAGAACAAGAACUCUGUUACUUCAAAUACAAUAGGGAAUUAAUAUAAUUUUAUUUUUACCUUGAAAAUAGAAAUGAGCCUAUAUGGAGUACAAUAUACAUUGGACAUAUAUAUUUGGACUUUAAAACUAAAAACUAGGUAUAUAUUUGAUUUAUAUAUUUUGAACCCUAAUAAUGGGAACGAGCCUAUAUGGGCUGUGAUAUGGAUGUAAUAUGGAUUUGAUUUGGAUGAUACAUUAUUAGUUCCUUGAAAAUACUAUUUGAAGUUAGAUUUACUGACAGUUUAAUCUCCGGCCAAUGUAAAUGAAAUAUAGAGAUGCCUGUAAAAUAAUGAAUAGCAAGAUACUUAAUUUCCUUUUUUGAAAUACAGCAUAUGUUUUCAUUAUUUUUGAUUUCUGAAAUGUCUCUUGUAUAAUAAAUUUAUUGUAAUAAGUUGUUUUAAAUGCUCAAUUGAGUAUAAGCUUUACUUGAUUUUCUAUAAUUAUUUACUUAAAAUUACAGUUUAUAUACAUA
Messenger RNA from Ruditapes philippinarum (Manila clam), 1693 nucleotides. RefSeq lists its product as uncharacterized. Lineage: Eukaryota; Metazoa; Mollusca; Bivalvia; Venerida; Veneridae. The coding region runs from base 348 to 1067 and encodes 239 amino acids. The transcript has 6 exons. The record is from RefSeq and is a predicted model, not a curated record.